This is a messenger RNA of Daphnia pulex (common water flea), 2462 nucleotides long. RefSeq names its product ATPase ASNA1 homolog. Lineage: Eukaryota; Metazoa; Arthropoda; Branchiopoda; Diplostraca; Daphniidae. Gene Ontology annotation, cellular component: GET complex. Gene Ontology annotation, biological process: post-translational protein targeting to endoplasmic reticulum membrane. The record is from RefSeq and is a predicted model, not a curated record. Bases 1274 to 2290 code for a protein of 338 amino acids. The transcript is spliced from 7 exons. Gene Ontology annotation, molecular function: ATP binding; ATP hydrolysis activity.
ACUCCCCCAACAGUAGUCUCCAUACUAUUUUCUAUUAACACGUUUCAUCCCUUUACUUUAUUCAAGGUCAUCGUCGUCAAUAUUGGGUGGCACAGUGGUGUGGGAUAGGGUCAUCUAUAUAUGGGUGAAAUGACCUCACAAGAGAUAAAUGACCUCGAAUGACUGAGGCUUUAGAACCUGACCCAUAUUUUCUAUUCAGCUAAAAAGGGAUAGUCUCAUAUCCCCAACGGCCGAGACCAACAUACGUUUUGACCUGCAAGUGACCUUUUCUUCUUUCAUUCUAUACUGCCUCUGUGUCAAGAGACGUCAUUUGAAAUUCAUUAGAUUUUUGCGCGUUCUGUUAGCAAAAGUGAAUUUUUGAAAAUUCUUGAGCCUGAACAUUGUGCUUGGAAACCUAAAAUCACUUCACAGUAAGAAAAUGAUGCGAUUUCCUGACGUUUUACAAGUUGAAUAACCUCUUGUCAUUACUGUCGUCGUUACUGUCGUUGAUAGUUAAGUAUCAACGACCUGCAUUUAGAUGUGUAUUCGCAUAGUCAGGCCUCUCCAGGGAAAAACGUCUGCAGUCCCAAAGCAAAAGGCCACAAAUGGGGGAAUAUUCAGUUCUGAGAAUCCACGUGCGUUGUGCACUAGCAUUUUAAACCCUCCUACUUUUUUAUCCGGAAGCUUUUUUUUUCUUUUAACAUACCAACAGUCCUUUUAACUUAACCUCCAGGCAUUUUCAUAGAUUUUUCAUCGCUACCAUUAGUUAUCUUGCUGGAGUUGUUGUAUACGUAAUGGCCCCAUGGGGGAAAACGAUAUUGCAUAACAAGAUUUACGGAGACAGUAGAUUUAUGUUUUUGUGGUUUACUUAAUUUGUUAUUGUGUUAUAUAAACUCAGAAUUUUCUAUUUAUUAGCACUAGCAGGAGCAGCACCAUAUCCGCCCAUCUAAUAUCCAAUCAUAUCUAAUAACUCGCAAACCCUGCUUCCGUUCGUCAACUUCCAAAGCAGUAAACACAAUGUAACCCUUUAUCUCUUUAAUGAACAUACUUUGAUGUCAUAACAUUAUUUUAUAUUAUAUGUAUUGGGUAUGGUGUCUUUUAAUCAAUAAUUUGAAAUAUCCGCCCAAAAAGGAAUGACGCCAGAUUUAUAAAAUAAAAUGACAAAUGCCAAUGUGUCAAAUAUGUAUUGUGUCGUCUGCAACAAAAUCCAUUCACUAGUCCAUUCGUGUGCUUUCUCACUAAUCAUUAAAACAAUAUUUACCGUCUGUUAUUUCAAGGUCUGAUAAUACGUCUAAUGGCGUCUAAUAUCGAAGAAGAUUUUCUUCAGCUUGAUCCGACACUUAACAAUGUUAUUGAGCAAUCCACUUUGAAAUGGAUCUUUGUCGGUGGUAAAGGAGGUGUAGGCAAGACAACCUGCAGUUGCAGCCUUUCUGUACAGCUGGCCCGUGUUCGUGAUACUGUACUUAUCAUUUCUACUGAUCCAGCUCAUAACAUAUCAGAUGCUUUUGAUCAGAAGUUUAGCAAAGUUCCUACUAAAGUGAAAGGGUUUGAGAAUUUAUUUGCAAUGGAAAUUGACCCAAAUGUUGGCUUUAAUGAAUUACCAGAUGAUUAUUUUGAAGGAGAAAACAACUUUUGGAGAGCCAACCGUGGAUUAAUGCAAGAAAUAUUUGGUGCAUUUCCUGGUAUCGAUGAAGCUAUGAGCUAUGUUGAAGUUAUGAAGUUAGUACAAGGAAUGAACUUCUCUGUAGUGGUCUUUGAUACAGCUCCAACUGGACAUACUUUGCGUUUGCUUGCAUUUCCUUCUGUUGUAGAGAAAGGGCUCAGUAAACUUUUGCGUCUCAAGUCGCAAAUUGGGCCAUUUGUCUCACAAAUAUCAGGUCUUAUUGGCAUGAGCAAUGUUAAUACAGACAUAUUUUCUAAUCGUUUAGAGGAAAUGCUACCAAUUAUUCAGCAAAUAAAUGAACAGUUCAAAGAUCCUAAUCGAACUACCUUCGUUUGCGUUUGCAUUGCAGAGUUUUUGUCACUAUACGAAACAGAACGUCUGGUUCAAGAGCUUUCCAAGUCAAAUAUUGACACACACAACAUUAUUGUUAAUCAGCUAUUAUUAGACGCCCCAAUAACAUCAACUGGAGAAACGUGCGGACUAUGCGGUGCUCGCAAGAAACUUCAAGCUAAAUAUCUUGAUCAGAUUGCCGACUUAUAUGAGGACUUCCACGUCACACGUUUACCCUUGCUAGAUCGUGAAGUUCGUGGCGUCGAGCAAGUAAAGAAGUUUUCGGAGAACUUGCUGAAGCCUUACUCCCCAAAAUAAAGAUAUGUAUUUGUUAAGUGUGAGUUUUUUCAUUAUUAUGAAAACCCAUUAUUGGUUCAAAUAUUUUGUAAUUGUACUUCAGCAUUUCAUCCAGGAGAACCAAUUUAUUUUCCGAUUUACUUUACCCUUUUCAAUACGAAGUCAAUAGCAACACAACAGCAUUAAUAGACAA